Messenger RNA from Diachasmimorpha longicaudata, 1631 nucleotides. Its product is annotated as small ribosomal subunit protein mS27-like. The record is from RefSeq and is a predicted model, not a curated record. NCBI's taxonomy places the organism in Eukaryota, Metazoa, Arthropoda, Insecta, Hymenoptera, Braconidae. Gene Ontology annotation, cellular component: mitochondrion. The transcript is spliced from 4 exons. Bases 204 to 1553 code for a protein of 449 amino acids.
CUCUCAAAAAGUCAGAACUCUGCAGUAUCGAUGCAGUAAUAUACAUGAAAACCUGACUGUUUGAUCAAAACUAUCUAGACAACUUAAGUAUACUCUAUUAAAUCACAUUGAUUGUAUUUGAAAACUCAUUAGAAAUCUCCAGACUCCGAAUCGACUUGGAAUGGCCCUGAAGCCGAUUUAGAUCGUUAAAAAAAAAUCAAAACAUGUGGAGUUCAGUGAGAUCCAGCACUCGACCCCUGCUUCGUCUAAGGCGUUUGAAAAACCCCUCGAGGACCUUCCUCUCGUCUUCUUAUCCCUGCAUCGAUGCCUGGAACAAACGAUUCGAUUCCCCUCUCCUCAGCAAGGUAAACCCCAGUGAUAUGUUCCUCGAGCUCGACCAGAAGUACCAGAGUACAGGCUCGCUGAGUGCUGUGGACGUUGACAUCUUUGCCAAUACUGUGAGAGACGACGAGAGGUCGGACGAGCUAGUGGACAUCCUUCACAAGUUGAGGCUCACAAUGCAGACGACCAGCACACUUGACUCAACCCAUCAUGCUGUCAUCAGAUAUUUCCUGGAGAGGGACGAGAAGACGUUGUGGGACAUUUUGAACGACAGGCUGAACUAUGGAAUCUUCCCUGACCAUUUUUCCUACAAUUUACUGAUGGAUACUUUCAUAAAACAAAAGAAUUUUGCAUCAGCAGCAAAGAUAGCUACCCUCCUGAUGCUCCAGGAGGAUCAGGAGCACCCCAUUUGCAAUGCUCUCGCUGUCUACUCAUGUCACAAAUAUCUGGAGAACACUGAGAACUGGGGGCCACCGCCUCCAUCCCCUCCGGUGAAUCCCAAGGAAGAGGUAGUGAGAGUAAGAGUAAGAUACCUGAGGAAUCCUUAUUUUGAUGAUCACUUCGAUCUGACUGACCCAAAGCAUCUAGUUGGCAAGACCUUUGUCUUCUUUGGCAAGAGUAUGGAUGACGCCUUGGGGAGGUCCCUGAUUCUCAGGGGAUAUGUCCUAUGGGGAAAAUUUGAAAGUGCGGCUGAGAUGGCUCAAGGCUGGUUUGAUGGGAAUAUUGAGGGAGUAGUAUAUAAAGAGGUCCUGGAACUCGUGAGGAAGGACCUUGAGGGAGUUGACGAGCAGAAGGCGGGAGAACAUUUGCAGAAAAUGAAGGAGGUGAUGGAGAAACUCCAGGGAAUGAUCUUGAAGGAGGGAGACAUGGAGAUCCAAAUAGAGGAGAGGGUCAAGAAGGCCGUUGCCGAACGAGAGAAGGGAGAUAUUGAGUUGCAGUGCAAGCUCUAUGAGGAGUGGGAGAAAACCCGAAUGGAUCACCUCCAAAAGCAACUGAUAGAAAUCAAUAACCAGAAGAGGAUCAAGAACAUUGAAGACAUGAAGAAAGACUUGCAAGUACGAGAGCGAUUACUGACAUUCUUCGAGAACGAGGAGAAGCUCGAGCUUCAGAUAGAGGAGAAACUCAAAAGGGAAGAUGAAAAGUACGGACCACCUAUUGAACUCAAAGAGGACGAGGAAGAUAACUACAUACCCCCAGAAGUUAAACAGCACUCGAACAAGACUCACAUUUGAUUCACUCAAUAAGUUUUAUGUAGAUAUCUCCAUUAAAAAAGAAAAAGGUAAUAAAUACUUUCCGAAUAUUAAUGUUUA